This is a messenger RNA of Penicillium waksmanii, 4389 nucleotides long. RefSeq lists its product as uncharacterized. The transcript has 9 exons. Gene Ontology annotation, biological process: transmembrane transport. NCBI's taxonomy places the organism in Eukaryota, Fungi, Ascomycota, Eurotiomycetes, Eurotiales, Aspergillaceae. Bases 1 to 4389 code for a protein of 1462 amino acids. Gene Ontology annotation, molecular function: ABC-type transporter activity; ATP hydrolysis activity; ATP binding. The record is from RefSeq and is a predicted model, not a curated record. Gene Ontology annotation, cellular component: membrane.
AUGGAUAGUUCGCACCAACAGCGGCUAGUGACCGGACACGAAAUAAGAGAAACUGAUGGUUCAUCGACUACACUUCACAAUGACGCUAAGGAGCAGAGCGAGCAGAAGGAGGCAGAGGUCGAUAUGGAGGACGAAGUUGAGGAGAUGGUGAGGCAAUUGACUCGCCAGUCUACUCAUUUCUCUUCGGCGAAUGCAAGCAACCCAUUUUUUGAGGAGAACAAGGAAACCACCUGGCAUCCAGACAGUCCUUUCUUCAAGCCAAAGGACUGGAUUCGUUCAUUGAUUGCCGCUCAGUCACAAGAUCCGGAACGAUUCCUUCAACGCUUGGCGGGUGUUGCAUUCAAGAGCCUCUCUGUGCACGGUUUUGGAAGUCCAACCGACUACCAAAAGGACGUGUUCAACUCUCUGCUGAGUAUCGGUGGCAUGAUCCGCAGCCUGGUUGGAAACGGGAAACAGAAGGUUCAAAUCCUCCAGAACUUCAAUGGACUGGUCAAAAGUGGAGAAAUGCUGGUGGUCCUGGGCCGCCCUGGGAGUGGCUGCUCAACAUUCCUGAAGACGAUUGCCGGUGAGAUGAACGGUAUCUAUGUCGACGACAAUAGCUACUUGAACUAUCAAGGAAUAUCGGCCCCAAUGAUACAGAAGCAGUUCCGUGGAGAAGCUAUCUUCAGUGCUGAGAAUGAUGUGCAUUUCCCUCAACUGACAGUUGGUGAAACCCUGACAUUUGCGGCUAUGGCACGUACCCCACGCACGCGUUUUCCCACAUUGCCGAGAAAGCAAUAUGCGGAUCAUCUUCGCGAUGUGGUCAUGACCAUGCUAGGUCUCCGUCAUACGUUUAAUACGCGAGUUGGCAACGACUUCGUGCGUGGAGUUAGUGGCGGUGAGCGCAAACGAGUCAGUAUUGCAGAGGCUAUUCUCAGUGGUGCUCCCCUUCAAUGCUGGGACAACAGUACGCGAGGUCUUGACAGUGCCAAUGCAUUGGAAUUUUGCAAGAACCUCCGCUUGAUGAGUGACUAUGCAGGAACCGCAGCCUGCGUUGCAAUUUACCAGGCUUCGCAGAGUGCCUACGAUGUGUUUGACAAGGUCGUUGUUCUCUAUGAGGGCCAGCAAAUCUAUUUCGGCCCGACUAGUGAGGCUCGUGACUUCUUUACCACCAUGGGCUUCGAUUGCCCGGGCCGCCAGACCACCGCCGACUUUCUCACCUCCCUGACUAGUCCCACCGAGCGCAGAGUGAAGCCGGGAUACGAAGCCAGGGUGCCUCGUACGCCAGAGGAAUUUGCCCAACGCUGGCAGACCAGCUCAGAGUGUGCCCGUCUUCUCCGGGAAAUUGACACCUUUGACAAGGAACACCCCAUUGGUGGUCAGUCCUUGGCUAACUUCAAUGAAGCCCGCCGCGUAUCAAGUCCCCCCUAUACGCUCUCGGUUGUCGAGCAGAUCAAUCUCAACGUGAAACGUGGUUUCCUGCGUCUCAGGGCUGAUAUGUCCCUGUUCUACUCGGCUCUUUUUGGCAACUUCUUCAUUUCUCUGAUUUUAGGAAGUGUGUUUUAUAAUCUCGCCUCGGAUACAUCCACUUUCUACUCCCGAGAGGUUCUCCUUUUCUACGCCGUUCUUCUCGCUGCGUUUGCCAGUGCACUUGAGAUCCUAACCCUUUAUGCUCAACGAGCCAUCGUGGAGAAGCAAUCGCGAUAUGCCUUCUACCAUCCUUUCACAGAAGCCGUUGCAUCUAUGUUAUGCGAUGUACCGUAUAAAUUGGCCAACUCUUUCACCUUCAAUCUUCCUCUCUAUUUUAUGGCCAACCUCAAACGUGAGCCAGGGGCCUUUUUCAUCUUCUGGCUGUUUUCCCUCGCGACCACAUUCACCAUGUCUAUGAUCUUCCGCACGUUUGGUGCCGCAUCGCGUUCUCUGGCCCAGGCACUGGUUCCUGCUGCUCUACUCAUCUUGGGUCUCGUGAUCUACACAGGUUUUAUCAUUCCUACAAAAGACAUGCUGGGUUGGUCUCGCUGGAUGAACUAUAUUGACCCACUUGCGUACUCAUUUGAAAGUAUGAUGGUCAAUGAGUUCCGCAAUAGAGAUUUCCCCUGUUCGUCCUUGGUGCCUUCUGGAGAGGGGUACGAGAAUGUGGACACCAUCAACACCAUCUGCAGCACCGUUUCAUCCACCGCUGGUGAUCUUUAUAUCAGUGGAGAGGCCUACCUGGAGACUGCCUACGCCUAUACCAACAGCCAUCUCUGGCGUAACCUGGGUAUCGUCAUCGCGUUCAUGAUCUUCUUCAUGUUCGUUUACCUCAUUGCAACCGAAUACAUCACUGAAGCUGCCUCCAAGGGCGAAGUCCUUCUUUUCCGCCGGGGUCGUCAGCCAAAGGCUCCGACACAGGAUUGUGAGACUAUAGCAGACAUGAAUUAUCGGGAGGAAGAAGAUUCCGAAGGUGCUGGUGCCAACAUUCAGCGGCAAACUGCUAUCUUCCAAUGGCAAGAUCUUUGCUACGAUAUCAAGAUCAAGAAUGAAGAUCGCCGUAUUCUUGACCAUGUGAACGGUUGGGUUAAGCCCGGUUCCGCGACUGCAUUGAUGGGUGUUUCCGGCGCAGGAAAAACUACACUGCUUGACGUUCUUGCAACUCGUGUGACUAUGGGUGUUGUCACUGGAGAUGUUCUUGUCGAUGGUAGUCCCCGAGAUAGCUCUUUUCAGCGCAAAACAGGCUACGUUCAACAGCAGGAUGUUCAUUUGCCCACCUCCACGGUGCGCGAGGCCCUAGAGUUCAGUGCUUUGCUCAGACAACCAGCCCAUUUCAGCCGACAAGAAAAGCUUGACUAUGUUACAGAAAUCCUGGAUUUGCUUGGUAUGCAAACAUAUGCUGACGCUGUUGUUGGUGUUCCGGGUGAAGGAUUGAACGUUGAGCAGCGAAAGCGCUUGACUAUUGUUGUGGAGUUGGUUGCCCGACCCCAGCUAUUGCUCUUCUUGGAUGAGCCUACAUCUGGCUUGGACAGUCAAACCUCUUGGUCAAUUCUAGAUCUGAUUGAAACACUGACCAAGCAUGGCCAGGCGAUUUUGUGUACCAUCCACCAGCCUUCUGCUAUGCUAUUCCAGCGAUUUGACAGACUGAUGUUCCUUGCUAAAGGAGGACGCACCGUAUACUUCGGAAAGAUCGGCGAAAACUCUUCGAUCUUGGCGGACUAUUUCAUGCGCAAUGGUGGCCAUGCUCUAAAGGAUGGCGAGAAUCCCGCAGAAUGGAUGCUUGAUGUGAUUGGCGCUGCUCCUGGGUCCCACAGUGAUGUUGAUUGGCCUGAGGCUUGGAACAGCAGUGCUGAAAAGCAGGCUGUUCUUGACCAUUUGGCUGAGCUAAAGUCUUCCCUUGCGGAAAAGCAGCCAGAGGGCAACGUGAGUACAGAACAUCGCGAAUUCGCGUCUUCCACAAAGGACCAAUUUUUGCAGUGUCUAUCUCGUCUCUUCUCGCAAUACUGGCGGACCCCUUCUUACAUCUGGUCUAAAAUUGUUCUCUCGAUUCUUACGGCACUUUAUAACGGAUUCUCGUUCUACAACGCAAAGAACACCCAGCAAGGAUUGCAGAACCAAAUGUUUAGUAUCUUCAUGCUCAUGACCAUCUUUGGAAACCUUGUUCAACAGAUCAUGCCUAACUUUAUUAUCCAACGAUCCAUCUUCGAAGUUCGGGAGCGUCCAUCCAAGAUGUACUCGUGGAAGGUGUUCAUGGCUUCGAAUAUUAUUGUUGAGUUGCCUUGGAACUUCCUGGUUGCUGUGUUGAUGUUUUUCUGCUGGUACUACCCAGUCGGUCUUUACCAAAACGCCGAACCGACUGACGCUGUGUCUGAGCGUGGUGCGCUUAUGUUUCUGUACUUGUUGGUUUUUUUAUGGUUUACAUCUACAUUCACUCAUAUGGUCGUGGCCGGUGUGGAAACUGCUGAAACUGGAGGCAACAUCGCCAAUCUUCUCUUCGCUCUUCUUCUACUGUUCUGCGGUGUCGUCGCCACCCCACAAGACAUGCCCGGAUUCUGGAUCUUCAUGUAUCGUCUUUCCCCAUUUACGUACCUGGUAUCUGGAAUGUUAUCCACUGCUGUUAGUGGAACAGAUGUUACGUGCAGUACAGAUGAAGUCCUCACCUUCAACCCCCCGGGCUCUCAAACCUGCUAUGAAUACCUGAAUGCCUAUGCUGUAAGGACUGGUGGAUACAUUGAGAACCCCAACGCAACGAGCUCAUGCUCGUACUGUAGCAUGUCAUCCACCGAUACCUUCCUUGCUUCAGUUGACUCCUACUGGAGCGAUGCCUGGAGGAACUUUGGAAUCAUGUGGGCUUACUUGGUAUUCAACAUUGCCGUCGCCCUUGGAAUCUACUGGUGGGCACGUGUUCCCAAGGGAAACAAGACCAAGGGAAGCUCUUGA